AAAACGUCAAAAGUCACCUGAAAAAAAAAAUAUGUCACUUUUUUGCCAAGUCCAAAUAAAAAUCCAAUAAAUCGAAUUUGUGUGAAAAAUUAUCUAAAAAAUCAUAAAAAUUCCUCUGGAAAAUGUCUGCACGAGCAGAUUAUUUUUCCUUUCAAUCGAUGUGCCAUAGUCUCGCAAGAGUUUUGGCUAAAAUCGAUCCAACACCUUGGGAAAAGGUACAAUCCCUCUAUCGUUAUUGUCCACAAGAAAAUGCUGUCGGUGUCUUCUGUUUAGAUGCCAAGGCCCAAGAUGCUGUCCUUGCUUUGGGAUUAUAUUUUCUCGAGAGUAAAUGCCAGCAUGAAGAACAAAUUGUUCCCUAUUUACUCAGACUUGCCAAAUGCCUGCCCAAGGCCGUUUGGAUUGAUGACUCAAAGUCGACAAAAAUCGAUCGAAUUCCAUCUGCGGAAAAGUUCAGUUUUUGUUUGAAUACACUACUGUCUGAUAUUGCCUCCAAGUGUCCAGAUCUUCGAGAUGAAAUCAUAAUCAAUCAAGUAGAGACACUGUCUGCAUUGACAAACAUCAUAAAAUCAAGCAAAGAAGGUAGCAAUGCUCCUCCGCCCAUUAUUCUUUGCAAGGCAACAGUUCCGUUGCUUUUUGGACUGGCCAGGUCAAUGGGCCGUUAUGCUGCCUCUGACCCUCCACUUUUGUGUCGAAUAUUUCCACUCGAAGAGAUGCCAGUGGUAAAGAGCAAAGAAACGGCUAUAUUCAGUUCAAAUGAACGACUCGGAAGUUUCAGUCACUUUCGUUCGAUCAUUCCCCGGUCAAUGUCUGGCAGUUUAAGUCAGGAUUCUACUGAUUCUCGCUUAGCCCGUCAUGUGACUUCGCUUUGCCACUCGAGCACAGUUAAGAAACCAACCUUCCAGACGUACUUUUCGGUGCCGUACGACCCGAGGACACAUUUCUUCAACAAAUGCGGUUCCAGUUUCAAUCAAUUUCCUAACAUGAGAGUUUGUGACUCUCCCACAAAACAGUCAAAUGGUAACCACAAUCCGAUGGUUUUCCCAAUUCAACAUUUGCAGACAAUUUUUGCGAUGUCAAAGAAACUUUUGACCAAAGAGAAUUUGGAACACCUCGAUGAGCAGGCCGCAGAUAUAUUUGCUUUGCAUCAGAUCAGAGGAUACUGUUAUAAGAGCUUCUCGGAGACUCUUAACCUGGUGAUGGUGACUCUGCUGAGAGAACUCCUUCAGAAUCAGAAUGAUUUGCCGACUCCAUUUACAAAAGAUGUUCAGGAAUUCGUCAAACGCUUGUUUCUCAAUGGACAAACUGAACUCCAAAAUAAACAACAGGAUCAUGAGAAAGAAAAGAAGGAAGACAAUGGAGGCAUUCCGGUGGUGAACAAAUACAAAGUAAACGUAAUGGCAAAUGCAGCUUGUGUUGAUUUGCUCGUCUGGGCAAUUCGUGAUGAAACAGUCGACGAAGAGUACAAUGUUCCUUCUUUGCAGAAUGGUUUAAAUUAUUUACUCACCAAAGAAGCCGAUAAGCUUUGUGGCCGACUAUCCCAGAAGCUGAAUUCGAUUUUGAGUCACAAAAUCGUUAUGGAUCACAUGCCUCUGCUGAUGGUGUGCCUUGAAGGACUUGGAAAGCUUGCUCAGAAAUUCCCCAACAUAGCUGGAACAUCGAUAUCGUAUUUGAGAGAUUUCUUAGUUGAUCCAAGUCCAAUUUUGGCCAAACUUCAUGUUUUUUCGACUAUUCAGAAUGCACAUCAACUUCAAAAGAAAGAUAACAAAGAAGUUACUCCCUUUAAGAUUACUGUUCAGAGUAGCAGUGAAUUGAGAGCAAUUGAUGUAUUUGGUAGUGGAGCCAAAGGUGGUCUAACGAAAUCUGGACAAGCUGCUUUUGAAGCAUUGAGAGAUGCAGCAAUUGAGAAUUUGAGUAUCGCUUUGAGAUCGGCACAUAGUUUGGAUCAAUAUUGUGUGCCGGCUUUGGUGGCGAAUGUAUCAAAUCGACUUUUUACAGCUGAGAAACAUGAAUCAGAAUCAAGUCUUGUCAGUUUGAAUAUCAUAGUAAUGUUGGGCCAUGUCGCUGUUGCACUAAAAGACACCUCUAAGACAACACAAAAUAUCCUACAAUUCUUCAUUCAACGAUUCUGCAAAGUUCCCUCAGAACAGAAUGUUCUCAUUGUCGAUCAACUUGGCUGUAUGAUAAUCUCUCAAUGUGAACCACAUGUCUUUGAUGAAAUAAUGAAAAUGUUCUCCAGAGUAACAGUUCAAGCCGCCUCAUUAGCAUACACCUCUAAUCCAGAUCAUCGCAAACAAUUCUGCAAUGUCUCAGAUGCAGUUGUUAAUGCUUUGGGAAAUAUCGCUGCCAAUAUUCAAGGUGAUGCAGAGAUGUUGGAGCUUUUAGGAAAACUCCUUGAACUUUUUGUUCAAAUUGGUUUGGAAGGUGAACGUUCCUAUGACAAUACUCCGGGUGCACAGAAAGCCAGUUCAAGUGCUGGUAAUCUAGGAAUGUUGAUACCAGUAAUUGCAGUCUUAGUACGGCGACUACCUCCAAUUAAGAAUCCAAAAAUGCGUCUACACAAAUUGUUCAAAGACUUUUGGGUUUACUGUGUUGUCAUGGGAUUUACCAAUUCACGACUUUGGCCAGCAGAUUGGUAUCAAGGAGUGCAACAAAUUGCUGCUAAAUCGCCUCUUCUCAUAUCCCAGACAGCACAUAAGUCCGAUAUGAGGGAAUUGAAUUAUACCACAGCGAUAAAAAGUGAUUCGGUCAGUUUGAAUGAAUUGAGAAGUCAAAUUCUUCUUUUAUUGGAUCAUCCUCCAGCUGAGGUUACAGCAUGUAUCAACAAGUUGACAUUUGCUCAGUGCACAUUCUUAUUGAGUGUGUAUUGGCUGGAGACAUUAAGAGUCGAGAAUGCAGAAGAACCCAGUUUGGAACCAAUUCUGAGUUACAUGUGCGAUACGGCUUUGCAAAAGGACAAGUCUGGGAUUUGGCAAUGUGUGAAAUGCAUUGCCGAUCAGGUUUUUGAAAAAUUCCGCAAUGUUCUCUUCACGCAUGAUGAUGUCCGCGAAAAGGUCCUGGAAUCCCAGGCUACUCUCCUCCUCGUUUACUUCAACCACAUUCAUAAACAAAUUCAACUCGUAGCCGAUCAGUAUCUGUCACAGUUGGUUGAUAAGUUUCCACAUUUGCUUUGGAAUCGACGAGUUCUCUGGUGCAUGCUAGACAUACUUCAACUUUUGGCGUUUUCACUAACUUUAGAUCCCAAUGAAGAAACUCCAACUCUGAGAGUUGUCUCAACUCCUUACACACUCCAUCUUAUGGAUUCCCUACCAGCACGAGAAGGACGACUCAAAGAUUUCGCCGAUCGUUGCCAAGGCAUUGUAAAUGAGGCGAUGAAGUGGGCUCCUCGAUCGACACGAUCACAUCUCCAAGAGUAUCCCAAUCAGAUUCCCACUCCUGUCCUCGCUCAUCAUAGUGGACUGGCUCUGGCAUUUGAUUCUGUUGUUGCAAGUAGUAAAUUAUAUCCCAAUGCCCUUCCGUCCAUCAAUAAGAGACCACAUUGUGUGAACAGUGAUACUCCGAGAUUCGUUUCGGUUCUAUGUCUCAGAGCUAAGUAUGCUGGAGAGAUUUCGGGAAUGCUCUCGGCUAUGAAUGAGAAGGAUAAGGCUGGAAUUGCUGAUCGUCUUGUAAGAGACGUAUGGGAUGCUUGUAAGGAGAAAAGUGACGCAAAACAUCGAGGAGCCCUCUGGAGAGCCACAGCCUAUUUGGUUCUUUGUUCCGGUAUUAAUCGAAAAUUACUGCAUGCUGUUUCGACAUCUCAGGUGGAACUCUUUACCGAGUCCGCUAUGGAGACUGCUGUCGAGUGCUGGCAAUGGGUGCUCACCGCCAGACAAGAUCUAGAACUCUGCUUCAUUCAAGAUAUGGUGAGUGCAUGGCAGAUAACAUUCGAAAAGAAACUCGGACUGUUUUCCGAUGAGGUCCAGAUAGUUAAUCCACUGGCUGCAUAUGAUGGUUGUAAGUUAGUUUCCAAGCCAAUUCAAAUAGCUCCUCAUCUCAUCUGGUUGCAAUUGCUAUCGGAAAUGGUGGACACAGCAAAGUACUGUAAUCGAGACAAAGUAGAAAUGUUUUGUAUGCUCCUUAAUCGCUGUUUGCCAAUUUCCAAGAACAACAAGCAGAAUCGCCAGGUUUCAACAGUUGGGUGUAGAUUCAAGCUUCUUCAAUGCGGAUUGUCCUUACUGCAAGGGAACACCAUUGCCAAGUCAAUAGCAAGAAAUAUCCUCCGUGAGAGAAUAUACAAUAAUGCUUUAGACUACUUCUGUGGUCCACCAACUUGUCCAAAUCAAUCAAAAGAACAGUUAUUAGAUGAUAUUCAGAUACUCUUGAAGUUCUGGCAAACAAUGAGGAGCGAAAAGAAACAUCUAAUCACCACUGAAGUUGGAGAUAACGACGUUGCCAGCAUAAUUGGCACCACUUCUUCCAACCAGAUGCUUUCAGUGAAGCAGAAUCCUGAAACAGCAUCCCUGAUCAGUGGAAGUGAUGUGGCCAGAUCGAUGUCAGGAACAGGUGGCUGGUACAAUACGAUCCCUCAUUCGACUUCGACUCUUUCGAAGAGAUCAACUCGAUCAAAACGACUUCCUUAUCAAAAGGAUGCAUAUGACAAGGACUACAUGAAAAAGAGAAAUUUGAUUCUUGAACUUUUAGCUGUUGAACUAGAAUUCAUGAUUAUUUGGUAUAAUCCAAACUGUUUGCCAGAUCUGGCAAUACCUGGAGAAGAGCAAAUAAACGAAUGGCGAGCUAGGCCAUAUAAGAUGAAUGUCUGGAGGGACUACACCCGUUUGGCGUGGUCCUACAAUCCAGCUCUGGCUGUAUUCCUUCCUUGUAGGAUCAAAAAUUCGGAUUCUAUUGAAGAUGAAGUCACUAGAUUGGUAUGUGCUGAUCCAAUUGCUGUUGCUCAUAUACCCGAAGCACUGAAAUACCUUGUGACGACAAAAAAUCUCCUCCAAGAAAGUCCAGAUUUGGUGUACGUACUAGCUUGGUCAGCAGUGAAUCCUAUUCAAGCUCUUUCCUAUUUCUCCCGGCAAUAUCCAUCCCAUCCUUUAACAGCUCAAUAUGCAGUAAAAACUCUGUCCUCUUAUCCAGCCGAAUCAGUGCUUCCAUACAUUCCACAAUUGGUCCAAGCCCUACGACAUGACACAAUGGGCUAUGUGACUGAAUUCAUUAAAAACAUCUCAAAGAGAUCCCAAAUUGUGGCACAUCAGUUGAUUUGGAAUAUGCAAACAAAUAUGUUUAUGGAUGAGGAUCAACUCCACAAAGAUCCUAAUUUGUAUGAGGCAUUGGAAUUGCUAAGUCAGAAUAUAAUUGCAUCAUUUUCUGGUUCGGCCAAGAGGUUUUAUGAGAGAGAAUUUGAUUUCUUUGGGAAGAUUACAGCAGUGUCGGGAGAGAUACGAUCGUUUCCCAAAGGAAUCGAACGAAAAAAUGCCUGUUUGGCUGCUUUAAGUCGAAUUAAGGUGCAAUCAGGAUGCUAUUUACCAUCGAAUCCGGAAGCUAUGGUGCUGGAUAUUGAUUACAACAGUGGAACACCUAUGCAGAGUGCUGCAAAGGCUCCAUAUCUGGCAAGAUUUAGAGUCUAUCGGUGUGGUAUCAAUGAGCUCGAGACUAGAGCGAUGGAGGUUUCCAAUAAUCCAAAUUCUCAAGAAGAUGCUCAUGCCACACUGGGAGUUGAGUCAUGGCAAGCUGCAAUUUUCAAAGUUGGAGAUGAUGUGCGACAGGAUAUGCUGGCUCUUCAAGUUAUUACGAUUUUCAAAAAUAUAUUUCAGCAAGUUGGACUGGAUUUAUUUCUGUUUCCUUACAGAGUUGUGGCCACAGCUCCAGGGUGUGGUGUAAUUGAAUGUGUUCCAAAUGCCAAAUCACGUGAUCAACUUGGUCGGCAGACAGAUUCAGGACUGUACGAGUAUUUCCUUCAUCAGUAUGGCGAUGAGAGUUCAAAAGAAUUCCAAGCGGCUCGAGCGAACUUUGUCAAAUCCAUGGCCGCUUAUUCUCUAAUUGGUUACCUCUUGCAAAUUAAAGAUCGUCACAACGGUAACAUUAUGAUUGACAAAGAUGGACACAUCAUUCACAUCGAUUUUGGAUUCAUGUUUGAAUCGUCACCUGGUGGAAAUAUUGGAUUCGAGCCUGACAUGAAGCUCACCGACGAAAUGGUUAUGAUAAUGGGUGGUAAAAUGGAGGCACCCGCCUUUAAAUGGUUCUGUGAAUUAUGUGUACAGGCAUUCCUAGCAGUGCGUCCUUAUCAGGAUGCCAUUGUAUCAUUGGUAUCUCUAAUGCUCGACACUGGUUUACCUUGCUUCCGUGGUCAAACGAUUAAUUUACUCAAACAGCGAUUUGUUGCAACGAAAAAUAAUCGAGAAGCCGCUGCUCAUAUGUUGGCUGUUAUAAGAAAUUCCUAUCAGAACUUUAGGACACGAACCUACGACAUGAUACAGUACUAUCAAAACCAGAUUCCAUAUUAAAAAAACAAA
Molecule: messenger RNA, 6491 nt
Organism: Episyrphus balteatus (marmalade hoverfly)
Lineage: Eukaryota; Metazoa; Arthropoda; Insecta; Diptera; Syrphidae
Gene: Pi4KIIIalpha
Product: phosphatidylinositol 4-kinase alpha
Exons: 10
Coding region: 123-6482 (2119 amino acids)
Biological process (GO): phosphatidylinositol-mediated signaling; phosphatidylinositol phosphate biosynthetic process
Cellular component (GO): cytoplasm; plasma membrane
Molecular function (GO): 1-phosphatidylinositol 4-kinase activity
Source: RefSeq, a predicted model, not a curated record